UGACCCACUGACAAAAAAAGUUGCCUGGGAGAAAUUGUUUGAGGGAUACUUUUAGCUUCUGUUGUAACUCGACAAAGUAAUGGAAAUGCACAAUGGGAAAGAACAAGAUUAGCAGAAGUACUUCCUGUGUCGACAUUAAACUCUUCCUCUGGCACGAUGGAUGCUGCCGGUAGCACACGUGGCUCGGUGAACUCAGAGCAAAACAGAGAGGAAUGUGAAUUUGUUCCAUCAAAGUUGGGAACGAAAGAAUAUUGGGAUGAAGCCUACACAAGAGAACUGCAGACUUUCAAAGAAAUUGGUGAUGUUGGGGAGAUCUGGUUUGGCGAGGAAAGUAUGGCUCGGGUUGUUCAGUGGCUAGAGAAGGAAAAUAUUCCACAAGAUGCUUCUGUGCUUGAUAUUGGAACAGGGAAUGGGAUGUUUCUAGUGGAACUGGCAAAAUGUGGGUUUACCAAUCUGACUGGAAUCGAUUACUCCCCUGCUUCUGUUGAGCUGGCAAAAAAUAUCAUGGCAAAGGAGGAACUGACAAACAUCAGGAUCAUGGAAGAAGACCUUCUCAGCCCCUCUCCUGAGCUGUCAGGGUUUGACGUGUGCAUCGAUAAAGGGACGUUUGAUGCGAUCAGUCUGAACCCAGAGAACGCGGCAGAGAACAGAGAGCAGUAUGCUCGGGCUGUGCGCUCGGUGCUCAAAGACGACGGGCUCUUCAUUAUCACAUCGUGUAACUGGACCAAAGACCAGCUUCUUAGCAUUCUCUGCAAAGGAUUUGAGAUUCAGCAGGAGCUGCCAACGCCUAGCUUCCAGUUUGGAGGGAGAACUGGGAAUAGUGUGACAGCGCUGGUUUUAAAGAGGAAGAACUAAACACUUAAACUUAAAUACAGGAUUGAACCACAAAUAGCCUUUCUGGGAAGGAGUCUGCCUUGUUGCCAAUUAAACUUUUGAAAGGGUGUGUAAAAAGGUCCCAGGAAUCUACAGCAACAUUUUCUACAAAGGACUCGGAUUACAUUGAUUUUCGUUACUUUUACAUGACAGAAUUUAUACAGAACUUUAAGUUUAUGCAACAUUAGGGAAAUCAUUUCAAGGUGCAUUUUUAUAUUAAAAUUUGCAUAAAAAUAUGGAGACAUUUUCACAGCCAUUACCCUGACUGUCCAGCAGGGCAGCUAACUUGACCUGUCUAUCAGCAUUGGUUUCGUCUGCCAUAAAUGCUGAGCCUGCAACCAACUGUAAAGGUUUACAUCAGGAAUUUGCAUUCAUUUCCCCAGCUGAUCUUGCUCAGUUUUUAUUAUAAGCAUCCUCCAAAGAUAUUUCUGCCAGCAUUAUUGUUAGUAAAGCUGCUUCUGUCAGCUUGAGAACAUAAAUGUUACAAAUGUGUGUCUUUUACAGUUAAAGUUGUGUCUUUGAAACUGUGAGAAGGUUGAACCAUUUGAGAUCAGAAACAGAACAGCAGGUGGGGGUGUUCUCUAAAGUGUUAGAUACUUUACAGCACCUGAUCUCUCAGACAUGCACCAAAGCAUGACACAUUUUGUUUUAUUCUAUUCCCAUGUAUAGAGCUCCAGUUGUGAUUAUAGCGGGUAAGAAUGUCUUUGGUAAGAAUGUUCUUUUAAUUGCUGGAACGUGGGGAUGCAUACUGUAUGUCACACUUAUGUUUUUAUGUACGUAUGGAUGCCGAUAGUUCAAAUUUAAAAUUGCCAGCAGUGGUGGCGGAUAUACAGGUGUAUGCGACUGCUUCAUAUGAAUUUAAUGACACUGUAAACAAAGUACCUGAAAUGAUCACCAAAGUACCUGAAAUGAUCCUGGUAGGGCUACCAGCAAGGCAAUGAGAGUAUUUUAUUGUCAUGUUCUGCCUGAGAUAACAAGAGCCAAUUUUAACACUUAACACGGUACCUUUUCCUUUCAAUAUGUCUCAUUGUAAAUCUAAUGGGGAUAAUAUUUAGAAAAUAAACAAACAUGUUUAAAAGCCA
Molecule: messenger RNA, 1955 nt
Organism: Acipenser ruthenus (sterlet)
Lineage: Eukaryota; Metazoa; Chordata; Actinopteri; Acipenseriformes; Acipenseridae
Gene: eef1akmt2
Product: EEF1A lysine methyltransferase 2
Exons: 7
Coding region: 157-855 (232 amino acids)
Biological process (GO): peptidyl-lysine monomethylation; peptidyl-lysine dimethylation
Cellular component (GO): cytoplasm
Molecular function (GO): protein-lysine N-methyltransferase activity
Source: RefSeq, a predicted model, not a curated record